This is a messenger RNA of Carlito syrichta (Philippine tarsier), 1313 nucleotides long. RefSeq names its product selectin L (gene SELL). Gene Ontology annotation, cellular component: external side of plasma membrane; membrane. Gene Ontology annotation, biological process: leukocyte tethering or rolling; heterophilic cell-cell adhesion; response to cytokine. The record is from RefSeq and is a predicted model, not a curated record. Gene Ontology annotation, molecular function: oligosaccharide binding; sialic acid binding. NCBI's taxonomy places the organism in Eukaryota, Metazoa, Chordata, Mammalia, Primates, Tarsiidae.
AGGAGAAAGGGGUGGGGAAAGGGGGAGGAGGAGGAUGUGAAACUGGGUUGGAGAAAUGAAAGACAGUAAGUCUUUCUGGUGACACUUGCUGCAGGCUCUCUGAGCACAGCUGGCUCCCCUUGGGCAAGAACCCGAUCCCCUGUGCUGAGUCAAGAGGCUGCAGGGCUGCAGAUCUAGAGGAGGACCCAGCAAAGCCAUGAUAUUUCCAUGGAAAUGUCAGAGGUCUCAGAGGGACUCAUGGAACAUCUUCAAGUUGUGGGUCUGGACAAUGCUCUGUUGUGAUUUCCUGGCACAUCAUGGAACCAACUCCUGGACUUACCAUUUUUCUGAAAAACCUAUGAACUGGGCAAGGGCUAGAAAGUUCUGCCAAGAAAAUUACACAGAUUUAGUCGCCAUACAAAACAAGGGGGAAAUUGAGUACCUAGAGAAGACAUUGCCUUUCAGUCGUUCUUACUACUGGAUAGGGAUCCGGAAGAUAGGAGGAAUAUGGACCUGGGUGGGGACCAACAAGUCUCUCACUGAAGAAGCAGAGAACUGGGGAGAUGGGGAGCCCAACAAUAAGAAGAGCAAGGAAGACUGUGUGGAGAUCUAUAUCAAGAGGGCCAGAGACACAGGAAAGUGGAAUGAUGAUGCCUGCCACAAACAAAAGACGGCCCUCUGUUACACAGCUUCUUGCCAGCCCCUGUCAUGCAGUGGUCAUGGAGAAUGCGUGGAAACCAUCAAUAAUCACACCUGCAAUUGUGAUGUGGGGUACUAUGGGCCCCAGUGCCAGUUUGUGAUUCAGGGUGAGCCUUUGGGGGCCCCUGAGCUGGGUACCAUGGCCUGUACUCACCCUUUGCAUGACUUCAGCUUCAGCUCACAGUGUGCCUUCAACUGCUCUGAAGGAACAAACUUAAUUGGGAUUGAAGAAUUUUGUGAACCAUUUGGAAACUGGUCAUCUCUAGAACCAACCUGUGAAGUGAUUCAGUGUGAACCUCUAUCAGCACCUGAUCUGGGGACCAUGGACUGUAGUCAUCCCCUGGCCACCUUCAGCUUUACCUCUGUGUGUACUUUCAACUGCCCAGAAGGAACUGUGUUAAUUGGAGAGAAGAAAACUAUUUGUGAAUCAUCUGGAGUCUGGUCAAAUCCUAGUCCAAUAUGUCAAAAACUGAACAGAAGCUUCUCGAUGAUCAAGGAGGGUGACUAUAACCCCCUCUUUAUUCCAGUGGCCGUGGUGGUUACAGCAUUCUCUGGGUUGGCAUUUAUCAUUUGGCUGGCAAGGCGAUUAAGAAAAGGUAUGUGAGUUUAGCUUGAUGUGAAAAUAAUACAACUCU